Messenger RNA from Mangifera indica (mango), 3149 nucleotides. Its product is annotated as pentatricopeptide repeat-containing protein At3g12770-like. The transcript has a single exon. The record is from RefSeq and is a predicted model, not a curated record. The coding region runs from base 474 to 2927 and encodes 817 amino acids. NCBI's taxonomy places the organism in Eukaryota, Viridiplantae, Streptophyta, Magnoliopsida, Sapindales, Anacardiaceae. Gene Ontology annotation, molecular function: protein binding; RNA binding; zinc ion binding. Gene Ontology annotation, biological process: RNA modification.
CAGGAGUUGGACCAACUCUUCUUAUUCCUGAUGUAUAAAAAGUUUUGGAGCCAUGUUGAUCAGGUACUUUUUCAGAUAUGCUUGGCAUCCUAUACAAGGAAAAGAAAUACCUCAUGACCUUUGCCUUAAAGCUGCUUCUUCAAAUGGCAAUAUUGAUAUUAAGACCCAUCAAUAGCAAUCCAUUUCCAAGAAGGUAAUCUUGCUGUGCAGCGUAAUUCUGCUUUUGAGUCCAUUGGCAGUCUCUUGUGUUUGAUUUUCCAAAUUACAGAACAAUCAGGACGAAACCUCCUGGGAGCAUUUCAGCAAGCCAACAGUCCUUUCCUGUUUGAUGUUUAAAAAUCUACUGUGUCCUUUGUUCCUGAGACGUGUGAUGAGAGGUAAAAGAAAUUUAUGACUAUUUGUUUCAUCUGAGAGCAUCAUCCUUAUCAUUAUUCUCUUUAAAUAAUCUUCCAAAGCCCUUCUCAUCUUCUUUUAUGUCUUCACUGUUUCUACAUAUAAAUCAUUAUAUUCGCAAGCUGCCCUUGAAGCUUAUUUUCACAUUAACUUACAGUACUUCUACAUUCCAAUAUGUCCAUUUGAACCAAGCAUCAUCAGUUAUUCACAAAUUCUCUUCCCUCUUGCAACAAUCUUCAAAAACCAUUAUCUUGGUCAAGUCUAUCCAUGCCCAAAUCAUCACAAAUGCAGUAUCCACUGAUCAAUUUUUGGUGACUAAACUUUUAAAGGUGUACUCCCAGUUAGGCCUUUUAAGCCAUGCUUGUUAUGUGUUUGAUAAAAUUCCUCAACCAACAGUUUUUCUUUGUAACGCCCUGGUUAAUGGGUAUGUGCAAAAUGAGAAAUACAAGGAGACCCUUGAUUUGUUUCGAUCGAUGUGUUCUUUUGAUUUGGAUAUCGAUAGUUACACCUGUAAUUUUGCACUUAAAUCAUGCACGGCAUUGGGAGAUUAUGAGAUGGGUAGGGAGAUAAUUAGUAUAGCUUUUGAUAAAGGAAUAAAUGACAAUCGGUUUCUAGGGAGUUCAAUUAUUAAAUUUUUAGUGAAUUUUGGUGAUAUUGAUGAAGCCAGAAGCGUUUUUAAUGGAAUGCUUGAGAAGGAUGUUGUUUGUUGGAAUUCAAUGAUUGGUGGGUAUGUGAAGGCAUGUCAAUAUGGCAAGGCCUUUGCUAUGUUUCUCGAAAUGCGCAAGUGUAGAAUCAUGCCAAGCACUGUGACUAUGGUGAGUUUAUUUCAAGCCUGCGGAGGCAUGAGAAAUAUUGAGCUUGGAAAAUGUGUGCACAGUUGUGUGCUUGCAUUGGGAAUGGGUGAUGAUGUUUUGGUGUUAACCUCUUUGGUUGAUAUGUAUAGUAAGCUGGGUGAUAUUAUAGGUGCUCGUUCUGUUUUUGACGGCAUCACUAAAAAAAGUUUGGUUUCAUGGAAUGCAAUUAUCUCAGGAUAUGUUCAAAAUAGUUCAGUGAAUGAAUCUUUUAAGUUAUUUUGUAGAUUAGUAGCAAGUGGAGGUGGUUGCGAUUCAGGAACCAUAGUCAGCCUUCUUCAUGGUUGUGCUCAAAUAGCUGAUUUGGAAAGUGGGAAAUUUCUUCAUUGUUGUAUUUUCAGAAGAGGUCUUGAGUUGAACCCCAUUUUGAGUACUGCAAUUGUGGAUUUUUAUUUGAAAUGUGGUGCCUUAAAGCAGGCAAAAAUUGUCUUUCACGGAAUGAAAGACAGAAAUGUAAUUACCUGGACUGCUAUGCUUGUAGGGUUAGCACAGAAUGGACAUGCAGAGGAUGCCUUGAAAUUGUUUAGUCGAAUGCAAGAAGAGGAAGUUGCUGCUAAUUUAGUUACUCUUGUUAGUUUAGUGCACGCUUGUGCUCACUUGGGCUCUUUGAAGAAUGGAAAAAGUAUCCAUGCACAGUUCAUGCGGCAAGGCUUUGCUUUUGAUGCAGUUAACAUGACAGCCUUUAUCGAUAUGUAUGCCAAAUGUGGAAAGAUAAACUCUGCUGAGCAGGUAUUUAACAACGGAUUCAUAUCUAAAGAUGUUAUUUUAUGGAACUCCAUGAUAACAGGUUAUGGCAUGCAUGGUCAUGGACAUCAAGCUCUCAGCCUCUAUAGAAAAAUGAUAGAAGAGGGAAUCAGACCAAAUGAAACCUCCUUUAUUGCCCUUCUGACUGCAUGCAGUCACUCAGGGCUUGUGAAAGAGGGGAAGGCAUUGUUUUCCAGCAUGGAAAGAGAUCAUAAAAUUAGUCUUACUGAAAAGCAUUAUGCUUGCCUAGUGGAUAUUCUUAGUCGGGCAGGACAUCUUGAAGAGGCUGAGGCAUUGAUCAACCAAAUGCCCUUUACACCUAGCAGUGCUGUUUUUGAAGCAUUAUUGAGUGGAUGUCGAACUCACAAAAACAUCGAUAUGGGAAUGAAAACCGCAGAUAAACUACUCUACUUGGACGCAAUGAAUCCUGGAACUUACAUCAUGUUAUCAAACAUAUAUGCUGAAGCAAGAAGAUGGGAUGCAGUAAACUACAUCCGGGGCCGUAUGAUGAAUCGAGGAAUUAGAAAAACACCAGGAUAUAGUUUGAUUGAAGUAGAAAACCAAGUCCACUCGUUUUUUGCUGGAGAUGAUUCACAUCCAAAAUGGGCAGAAAUUUACAAGUUCUUGGAGAAUUUGAGAUUACAAGUAGAGGCCUUAGGCUAUGUGCCUGAAACUAGUUGUGUUCUUCGCAACGUCGACACGCCAAUGAAGAUUAAAUUACUGUGGAUGCACAGUGAGAGAUUGGCCAUUGCAUUUGGACUAUUAAGUACACCAGUUGGAAGCUCAAUCAGGAUUACAAAAAACCUUCGAGUUUGUGCAGACUGUCACAGUGUGACUAAAUAUAUAUCAAAGAUAGUUAAAAGAGAUAUCAUUGUAAGAGAUACUAACCGUUUCCAUCAUUUUGCAGAUGGAAACUGCUCUUGUAAUGAUUAUUGGUGAAGAGGGUUCUCCAAAAGUCUCUUUUUUCCAAGCCACAAAACCCUCAAGAAUCAAAAUGUUAGGCUGCUUAAGCAUAAAUGUGUGGUUUUCUGGUCAACAUAGAGAUAUCUUUAAGAUGAAUAUCGAUGUUGGUCAAAGCUAAGGUUGCUCAACUAGAUUGGACUUAAAUAAUUCAUUUUCCCGACAUAAAUCUGAACCCCAACUAGAACUAAUUAGCAAUUA